CUCCAUCAGGCUGACCACAAGACCACCACCACUGCACCAGAAGGAGAUACUCCAGAAUCUUGAGGUGAUUGAUAUACUCGCUCUCUCCGUUUUUCUUGUCUGUUUUUCCCUUUCACGCCGUCGUCCUGCUUACCAAGUCACUCUUUUUAUCUGCGAGCUCAUUAGCUUGCGUCCAUUCGUUCAUAAUGCGUUCUGUGUCUCUUUUCCUUGCCUCUGCCGCUUUCGGCCUCGCGAGAGCGUCGUGGACGGAUGCCGAUGUCACCGUCACCGUUACGGCAACCCGAACCCACAGUGUCUGCCCAGUAACGACAAUCACGACGUGCGCAGCGCCCUCUACCAUCCAGACCGGAUCUCCCAAGUCAACAACUCUGAACAGUGCUGCGGCUUCUGAGGCUGAGAACAACUGGGCCUCUCAAUGGGAUGCUCAGAAGACAAACUAUAUCGGUCCAUGGAACGACUGGAGUGUCUCUGCUUCCGGCGCCGGCGUACCUACCUGGACUGAUUCGAGUUCGAGCCCAACAACUUCCGCUAGCUAUAGCAAGCCAACUGGUAGUACAACCGGAUCAAGUACCACCGGCUCCUGGUCUUCCCCACCAUAUGGCUACAACACAACUAGCACCACUGGCUCUUCGACAACCAAAGCCGCAUCUAUAACCACGAGCAGCUCGACUUCCUUCUCCGGAUGCCCAACCUAUACUCCAGCAAGAAACGGCUCCGACUUCUGCAACAACGCCGCCGAUCGAUCCAAGUGGUGCGGUGGUCAAGAUAUCACCUCCAACGUUUACACCAAUGGAUUCAAGACCGGUCGUACCGUCAGGUACACCUUGACAAUUGACAACACCACCAUGUCCUACGAUGGUACCGCUCCAAAGGUCGCCUUGACUGUCAAUGGACAAGUCCCAGGACCUGUCAUCGAGGCCAACUGGGGCGACAUGGUCGAAGUCACCGUCAUCAACAACCUGAAGGACAACGCCACCUCCAUUCAUUGGCACGGUGUCCGUCAAGAAGGCACAAAUGACCAAGAUGGUGUUCCUGGUGUAACUGAAUGUGCUAUUGCUGGAAACGGUGGUUCGCGCAAAUACACUUGGCUUGCGUCGUCAUAUGGUACCUCCUGGUACCACAGCCACGCUCUCGCGCAGUACGGAGAUGGUGUUCGUGGUCCCAUUGUCAUCCACGGUCCUGCCACUUCCAACUACGAUAUCGACAUGGGAACUGUCAUGAUUGACGACACCUUCGCCAACGCCGUUGGUACUCAAGCCGACCUCAUCACCCACUAUGGACCAGGCGGUUCUUUCAACACUCUCUUCAACGGCAAGAACAUCAACCCUGUCGGUCCUGGCGGCGAGGCAUUCCAAUGGACUGUCACUCCUUGCAGGAAGCACUUGUUCCGCAUCAUUAACAGCUCUUCUCAGAACAUGUAUGUUGUUGGCUUCGAUGCCCACAACAUGACCGUUAUUGCUGCCGACUUUGUGCCAAUUGUUCCUUACACAACUUCAACGCUCAACAUCGGCAUCGGCCAGCGAUACGACGUCAUUGUUGAAAUGAACCAACCGGUCGGCAGUUACUACGUCCGCGCUGUCCUCCAGACUGGAUGUCCUUCUGGCGGUGCCAACACUGGUCUGGGAACUGCCAACGCCAUCAUGAAUUACCAGGGCUCGAACUCUACCCCGAUCACCAACACACCCAUCACCAAUGUCACUGCGGCAAGCUGUAUUGAUGAGCCACUCGCAUCCUUGGUUCCCUUUGUUCCUCUGACAGCUGGUGAUUCUAACCAAUUCUCGUCAUCUGUCGAGACCCUGCCAGCCGGUGCGGUCACCCAAGUGCAGACCAGCACCGAUGGCCUUGUUUACCAAUGGUUCAUCAACAAUGGUGUCAUGAACGUCAACUACAGCCGAUCCACUCUCGAGAUGCUGGACUCUGGUGUCAACAGCAGCACUUUCAGCAACCCGGUUGUUCUGAGCCAGGCGAACGUAUGGGUUUACUUUGUCAUUCAAAACCAGUUCUUCGCCUCGCACCCAAUGCACAUUCACGGCCACGACGUCUCUGUUCUGGGCAUGGGUACUGGCGCUUGGAGCAGUAGCCUCACCUCCACCUUGAACUUCAAGAAUCCCAUGCGUCGUGACACUGUCAUGCUGCAGGGUUCUGCUGGCCCUGGAAACCCGGCCGGGUAUACCGUCAUUGGAUUCCAGACCGACAACCCUGGUGCGUGGGUCAUGCAUUGCCAUAUCUUGUGGCACGUCGAUGAUGGUCUUGCCCUGCAAUUCAUUGAGCGUCCUGAUGAUAUCGUCAAGGCUGGCUACACUUCCAAGCAAUCCUUCAAGGAUGAAUGCGCUGCCCUCAACACCUACACCGCUGCCAACCCACAGUCCGUCAGGACCGAAGGCGAGUCAGGCAUGAAGAAGCGUACCACCCUUGAGGCGCUUGGGGUCUCCCCCAACCUGUAUGCUGGCCUGAAGAGACACAGCAGCCACAGCCACAAGAGGUAUGCCGGCCGCCAUCACGCCUACUAAGGGACCAGUCCAAGACCAGGAUAACUUGCAUGCAACAGCGAAAGGGGUCAUAAUGGAAGGAGCAUAUUAAUGGACGCUUGUACGCUAGUCUACCUUACUUUUCAUCAGUUCAUGUCCAAUUUUUCGUUCGAUGUAGAACUGGAGGCACCCGUUUUGAACAUAAGGUGAUGAGUGCAAUCUCAUUGCCGUCUAAUUUUGAGCAUAUAUCUCUGCAGUCUUCGUGACAUGACUAGGUGCCCGAUUAUGUGUUACGAGUACUUGUGUUGAUGCUCCGACUGAUACGACGACUCUUUGAGACGGG
This is a messenger RNA of Exophiala xenobiotica, 2811 nucleotides long. RefSeq lists its product as uncharacterized. The coding region runs from base 186 to 2510 and encodes 774 amino acids. Gene Ontology annotation, molecular function: copper ion binding; oxidoreductase activity. Lineage: Eukaryota; Fungi; Ascomycota; Eurotiomycetes; Chaetothyriales; Herpotrichiellaceae. The transcript is spliced from 3 exons. The record is from RefSeq and is a predicted model, not a curated record.